AUGACUGAGACGACUACAACGCCAUGGCCACGAGAAGGUUAUCGAGCUGAAUGGCUUGCCCUCGAGGAUGCUUCGGGGGGUAGGUAUUUCAUGAAGGGUGAUCUUGCUGCAGAUCGAGCGGUCUACGACGCCGUUUUUGCUGGUAUAUCAACGCAGUGGCCACAAUAUACGGAAAACUUGGAUGUUUGGAAUGAGAAGAUGAGUGUGCCGUACACUGACAAUGACGUUCGAAUAUACAAGCCGAAGUCAAUCGAUACCAACAGUCCACUGCCACUUAUGAUAUUCUUUCAUGGUGGGGGUUACAUGGCUGGUACGCUCGACACAGAAGAUGCUCAAUGCCGCUUCUUCGCGACCAAAACACCAUGUCUAGUCGUAAGCGUCAAUUACGAGAAGGUGCCGAAGGUCAAGCUAGACGAUAUAAUCGCAACAGGCGUCGCCGCGGUUCCUUGGUGUAAAGCAAAAGCGCGAGAGCUUGGAGCUGAUCCCGCUAAGACUGUACUUAACGGUGGCAGUGCUGGUGCAUUCCUAAGCGCACAGGUUGCAUAUCAUUACAUGUCUCAAGGUGACUACGAAUCGAUUAGCGGCUUGAUUCUCCUCUUCGCCGUAGCCUUUCCAUACACUUAUGGUGAGAACGGAAAAUACAAAGACAAAUUUACCGCAUGGGCAGAGAAUGGAAACGCACAAGUACCGAUCAUAUCACGGCCACUGGCAGAGUAUAUCUGGUCGCACUAUCACGCCGACUUCAACAGUCCCAGGCACUUUCCUGGUUUAGCGAGAGACUUGUCGAAAUUUCCACCCUCGUAUAUUGUCGCUGCCGAGAAAGAUUGUUUCAGAGACGAUGGAAUAUUGCUAAAUCAGCUCCUGCAGGAAAGUGGCGUGCCGACGAAGCUGGAUUACUAUGAAGGUCUGCCACAUUACUUCCACGUCUUUCCAGCGCUCAAUGCUGCUCACGAGAUGAUGGAUAAGGCAAUAGAAGGGGUUCGUUUUGUACUGAAGUAG
Messenger RNA from Lithohypha guttulata, 999 nucleotides. RefSeq lists its product as uncharacterized. The transcript has 4 exons. The record is from RefSeq and is a predicted model, not a curated record. NCBI's taxonomy places the organism in Eukaryota, Fungi, Ascomycota, Eurotiomycetes, Chaetothyriales, Trichomeriaceae. The coding region runs from base 1 to 999 and encodes 332 amino acids. Gene Ontology annotation, molecular function: hydrolase activity.